UACAAAGACAAUUCAUAGAUAGAUUGAUAAUUUCUUAAUAAGUUAGCAGUGAUUGUAGGUCGUUGCUAGUAAUGGUUAGAGAAAUUAUUAAUUUAAAUAUUUAAUCGUGUGCGAUAAACUCUGUGAAUGGAUUAGAAAUUUUAGCAACGGUAGCCAGUGCGACACCUAAGUCGUUAGCAUUGUUAAUGUCGCCAUGAUACAUCGUUCCGCUUUGUAGUAAUUGAAUGUAAUAGGACACUUAAUAGUAUUGUAUGAUAUUAAUAGAAUAAGACAUCAUGUCAGAAGCAACAUUUGUAAAACCAGUCGUUGACAAUAAUGAUUAUAAAAACGAACCUGUUAACUAUACGGCUGAAAUUAGACAGAUGAUGCAUGGCUUUGGAGAUCAUUCAGAACCUUUAUUGGAAACGGCAAAAAUUAUCGAAGAUGUUGUAUUAAAUCAAAUGAGAGCAAUUAUUCAUAAAGCUUGUGAAGUUGCUGAUUUGAGAGAAAGCCAGUCUGUGACUGCGGAAGAUUUCUUAUUUCUGUUGCGAAAAGACCGGAUUAAGUUACAGCGACUUGUUAAUUAUCUAAAAUUGAAGGAGUUUAAAGCAUCGAUAUGUAAACCACUGGAAUCAGAUUCUGUAGACAGUUUAACAGAUCCUAAUAAAUCAGAUGAAAUUUCAAAAUUACCAUUUAUAAAGUUUUUAAAAUACAUAGACAAUACUGGUGAAUUGUUAAAUGAUAAAUCUUUAAUCGAUCACGUUAAGCGUAAAAGAUGCAUUAGAGCAGAGUUAUUAACAAGAAAAAUGGAUGAAACAAGAUAUCUAGAAUUCAGCAAAGCCAGAUGCGUUUCUUUUGCAAAUAAGAAUAGACACAAAUUUAGUGACUGGAUUGGUUCGAGUGGAGAUUUCACAAUAGCAAAAUCUGGUUACACAGUCUUAGGUUAUUUAGCGUACGAAACUGUUGCUCAAAUCGUUGAUCUUGCAUUUUUAGUACGACAAGAUCAGAAUAAAAUUCAUGGAGAUGCAAUAGAUAGACUGCGAUGUAGUUAUCCUAAUCCUAUUACAUACAAGCCAUAUCAAUACACAAAACCUGUAAUGACAAAACCAAUAACUCCAUCAGAAGUUAGCGAAGCCUUACGUCGCUACUGGUCACCUCAACUAGAAAUGACAGGACCUUUUCACCGCUGGUCAUUAAGAAAGCCACACAUGAAGUUUCUUGCUUGUUAAAUGUUGUAUUUGAGCUCCCUUGUAUAUACAAGAACAUUGGCUCAUCUUUUCGUAUUAAAUUUAUACAUUAUGAAUUUAUACAAAUGCUGAUUCUAUUUCUAUAUCAUGGUGAAAGUAAUGUGGAAACUCGAGCUUUACCCUCUGCACCACCAGUAAUACAAGUGCCAGAUUGAUUAGCAGUUGACCAAUCGCAGCACAGUGUCCCUUUGUGUCCACCUAAUUCUAAAAUUUUUGCUUGAGGACUCGGUGGCAUCUGUUGAAAUAUUUAAUCGUUAU
This is a messenger RNA of Ceratosolen solmsi marchali, 1484 nucleotides long. It is a transcript of the gene Spt3, whose product is annotated as Transcription initiation protein Spt3. Gene Ontology annotation, biological process: transcription by RNA polymerase II. The coding region runs from base 276 to 1208 and encodes 310 amino acids. The record is from RefSeq and is a predicted model, not a curated record. Lineage: Eukaryota; Metazoa; Arthropoda; Insecta; Hymenoptera; Agaonidae. Gene Ontology annotation, molecular function: protein heterodimerization activity; transcription coactivator activity. The transcript is spliced from 6 exons.